Molecule: messenger RNA, 1568 nt
Organism: Rubroshorea leprosula
Lineage: Eukaryota; Viridiplantae; Streptophyta; Magnoliopsida; Malvales; Dipterocarpaceae
Source: the annotation of a GenBank genome assembly
AUGAUACUUCCACUAUUAAUUUCUCCUAAAUACUUUUAUUCUUAUCCUUGUUCCACUUAAGUUUUAAGGCACAAUUAUUAGCUUAUAUCCAACAAUUUCAUAUAUGUAGGAACUCUUUAAUGGACGUCAUAGAACCAGUCGUGAAUAUUGUGAAGGAUGUUGUACCUACACUUACGCAGCCUGGGAAGAUUGCAAAGGAGGAAGUUAAAGCUUGGCUAGAGAAAGUAGACCAAGAAACUGCAGAAAAAGUGUUUGAAGAUCUAAUAUGCAAAGGGGGCUGUUUCACAUAUAUUUGCUCCUCAAGAAAGCUCGAUAAAAGGACUCAAUCACUGACUGAAGGAAUAUUUAAGCAAGGAGAAAAGUACACUACUGCUGAUGAGAGUUUGGUCGUAGAUACUCCCUCAAUUGAGUAUUGGGCAACUGUAUUUGAAGAAAAGCAGGAGAGGCUAAAGCACCAAAAGGAAGACGUUGAAGCAAAUUUGAAGACUCAGUGUAUGCAACCUGGAAAGAUUGCAAGGAAGGAAGUUGAAGAGUGGCUAGAGAAAGUAGGCCAACAGAUUGGCAUAAAGCUUGAAGGUCUGAUCAACCAAGGGGGAUGCUCCUCUCUACCCAACCUCAGGAGAAAAAUUGAAGAAUUGAGGCAAAUACUUGAGCAAGGAAAAGAAUUUGCUAAUGCUGCUGUGAUUUUGGUCAGAGAUGAUCACUCAAUCAAAGGACUUCCACUUCUCGUUGAAAAAUGUAGUGGCAGGGAUGAUAUACAAGAAAAAAUUCUGGAAUGGUUGAAGGGAGACAAGGUUACAAGAAUUGCAGUUUCGGGAAUGGGUGGUGUUGGCAAGACAACAAUUAUGAAGAAUGUCCACAACCAACUGUUGAUUGAAUCCAAAUUUGAGAAUGUUAUUUGGGUAACAGUGUCAAAAGACUUUAACAUUACUGUCCAGCAAAAAAUGAAGUUUGAUAUUCUCCAGUUUCAAAAAAAGAUUGCAAGUAGCUUGAAACUAGAACGAGAGCCAGAUCAUGAGAAUGAAACCAAGCUUGCUGCAUUGAUUUCACAAAGGUUGGGGCAGGGCAGCUACCUGCUAAUUCUGGAUGAUGUGUGGGAGCCUUUUUCUCUAGAGGAUGUUGGAAUUUCUAAUCCAGUUGGAAAUAAUGGUUGCAAGUUAGUGCUCACGACACGGUCAAAAGAUGUUGCUCGUGCAAUGGAUUGUAAUGUGAUCCAUGUGAACCCUCUUCCACCUGAAGAAGCAUUAGAAUUAUUCUCAGAGAAAAUUGGAAGUGAUGUGUUUUCAGAUGGCAAAAUUAAAAGAGAUAUAGAGCCAUUUUUUAAGCAAAUUUUGCAGAAAUGUGAUGGAGUACCCCUUGCUAUUGUGACAGUGGCAAAAUCAAUGAAAGGGAAAUUACUUCCUCGUCAUUGGAAGUUGGCACUUUCUGAAUUUAGUAAAUUUGAAAGCAUUAUUGAUUGUUUGAAAUUCAGUUAUGAAUGCCUAGAACAAUAAUGCCAGGAGUGUUUUUUAUGUUGUGCAUUGUAUCCUGAAGAUUAUGAAAUCAGAAAGGAGGAGUUAAUUGAGUAU